Molecule: messenger RNA, 1007 nt
Organism: Bubalus bubalis (water buffalo)
Lineage: Eukaryota; Metazoa; Chordata; Mammalia; Artiodactyla; Bovidae
Gene: RNF222
Product: ring finger protein 222
Exons: 3
Coding region: 372-1007 (211 amino acids)
Source: RefSeq, a predicted model, not a curated record
GCGGCGGCGGCUGUCACACUAACAGCAGCAGGAGGACGUGCCGCCCGCCCAGUGCUUCUGGGUGGCUCAGAUCUGCUCUGUGGAGGCCUGCGGGUGGAGAGGUGGAUGCUGCUCGCCCUGGUCCCAGCCAAAACUGGGCACCAGGUGACCUUUGGCCAUUUCCAAAUACCAGACAUAUCCUCGAAGGAUGAAAACCUGCCUUCACAGAGGUUGAUUGGAAGGUUCUCUCGCAACCUUGGGCAGGCUGCCGAGAAGAAUCUGAAGGAUGACUGAGCUGUGGUGGGCGGAGGAAGGAGCCCACAGCUCCCUGACGUGAUCGCGCGGCUGGCCAGCCGGCAUUUGGAUCGAGGGCCCUGCCCUCCUGCUCGGCCAUGUCUGAGGGCGAGAGCAAGGACAGCUCGGGCAGCGAGUGCCCCGUGUGCUAUGAGAAGUUCCGAGAGCUGCAGGGCGCCAGCCGGACGCUGAGCUGCGGCCACGUGUUCUGCCAUGACUGCCUGGUCAAGUACCUCCUGUCCACGCGCGUGGAUGGCCAGGUCCAGAGGACCAUUGUCUGCCCCAUCUGCCGCUACGUCACCUUCCUCAGCAGGAAGAGCUCCCGCUGGCCCGCCAAGCUGGACAAGAGCUCCCAGAUCCUGGCCGUGCCCGUGGGCCUGCCCCCGUCACCACUGCCAGAUGCCCUGGGCCACGCCAACCCCCUGGCUCUCUCCCAGCCCGUCUGGAGAUCAUCCCCAGGCCAAGGUGGCCAGCUGCCCUUGGACCCGCCGCCCGGCCUGCCCCGGGAGCCACAGAUCUUCAUCAUCAGCCGUCAUGGGAUGCCCCUUGGGGAACAGGACAGCGUCCUGCCGCGGCGCAGCCUGGCAGAGCUCUCCGGGGCCUCCCCGGCGCCCAGCUCCACCCGGUCCUUCUGCUGCCGCUCCCGGGCCCUGCUGCUCAUCACCCUCAUAGCCGUGGUGGCUGUGGUGGCCGCCAUCCUCCCCUGGGUGCUGCUGGUGAGGAAGCAGGCGUGA